GAGGCGCGCAUUGCGGAGGGCGCGGAGCGCAGGAGCCGCCGCCUGCUGGAUCCGAAGGGGCAGCACGCGCCCCCGGGAGCGUCCUCGCCUCCUCUCCGAGGCAGCCGCGGGCUCGGUGAGCUGUUUUUUCCCUCGGGCCGGCAGGCUGGGCGCGCAGGGGCGCGGGCCCCCGCCCGGCGCGCAGCGGCACCAUGGGCACGGUGCUAUCCCUGUCCCCCAGCUACCGCAAGGCCACGCUGUUUGAGGAUGGCGCCGCCACGGUGGGCCACUACACGGCCGUGCAGAACAGCAAGAAUGCCAAGGACAAGAACCUGAAGCGGCACUCCAUCAUCUCCGUGCUGCCCUGGAAGAGGAUCGUGGCCGUGUCGGCCAAGAAGAAGAACUCCAAGAAGGUGCAGCCUAACGGCAGCUACCAGAACAACAUCACGCACCUCAACAAUGAGAACCUGAAGAAGUCGCUGUCGUGCGCCAACCUGUCCACUUUCGCCCAGCCCCCACCGGCCCAGCCGCCUGCCCCUCCUGCCGGCCAGCUCUCGGGCUCCCAGACUGGGGUCUCCUCCUCCGUCAAGAAGGCCCCGCACCCUGCCGUCACCUCCGCGGGGACGCCCAAACGGGUCAUUGUUCAGGCGUCCACCAGCGAGCUGCUGCGCUGCCUGGGCGAGUUUCUCUGCCGCCGGUGCUACCGCUUGAAGCACCUGUCCCCCACGGACCCUGUGCUCUGGCUGCGCAGCGUGGACCGCUCACUGCUUCUGCAGGGCUGGCAGGACCAGGGCUUCAUCACGCCGGCCAACGUGGUCUUCCUCUACAUGCUCUGCAGGGACGUGAUCUCCUCCGAGGUGGGCUCGGACCACGAGCUCCAGGCCGUGCUGCUGACCUGCCUGUACCUCUCCUACUCCUACAUGGGCAACGAGAUUUCCUACCCGCUCAAGCCCUUCCUGGUGGAGAGCUGCAAGGAGGCCUUUUGGGACCGAUGUCUCUCCGUCAUCAACCUCAUGAGCUCCAAGAUGCUGCAGAUCAAUGCUGACCCACACUACUUCACACAGGUGUUCUCCGACCUGAAGAACGAGAGUGGCCAGGAAGACAAGAAGCGGCUCCUCCUUGGGCUGGAUCGGUGAGCCCUGUGGCCUGCAUCAUGGCUCAAGGAUUCACUUCAUUUAAAAAAAUUUAGUAUUCAACAAAUCAGAUUUUAUGUACAGUAUGUGUCUAGCAAAGCCACCGAGGGCCUCUCCCGGCCAACCUUCUCUCCUUGGGGUUUUCUUCAGCCCUGCCAAGCACUCGGGGCGUUUUUGAACUCCCGAACCUUGUGUGAAACCCAGAAGAUGUAUUCAGAGCCCAGUCCCCAGCUUUCUACUUUGGGGAAUUCAAAGGACUGGCUUGCCUUUGCCACCAGCGCCCUUGCUGGACCAGGGCAGGUGAGGCUCUCCAUUGCUCCCUGCACGGGAGCUGCAGAGGGGCCUCUGGCCUGUCGGCCUAGGGAGGAAUUGGCGCUCCUGGGUGGGGGCUGUUUUCUGGCUCCUGCCUUGGGUUGUCCACUCCCCCAGAGGCUCCUGGAGCAGCCGCCCUGACUGAGCCGCACGUGGGCUUGUGAGGCGUGAUGCCUCCUUCAUCUGGGAGAUGCCGGCCAGGUGCCAAGGUUCUGUCCUGUUGUUUGGCUGCCCACAACCCUGGUUUGCUCUUUUUUCUUCUUUAGGGAGAAGGGCUUUCUUUAGUGGAGACACAAAACUUGCCCCUCAGUCCCCUUGUCCCCUGCUCCCAGCUGUGUUGGCAAUGAGCUGGUUUGACUCAAGUGUUUUUUUAUUUUGGGUCCCAGCUAAAGAGGUGGGGUGAAGCUGGGGACACUCCUUUCCUGGUGAGUGUUUCAUUUGGAUAAUGCAGCUUAGUCACCCGUGGUGAGGGCCAGGACCGCUGCAGGUGCCCACUAUCGACAGCUUGCCUUGCGGGGGUGCCGUGCCUGAGACCGAGCCAGUGCCCACGGAUGGCCACGGCCGCCUCUUGCUGGGGCACAUAGUUCUGCAGAGCUGGGGGGUGGGGGGUGGUAAUGAUACACCCCUGCCCCCACCCAUACCCCUUUUAAUUUAAAGCUGUUUCCAGACUGUUCUGAAGACGAAGCCUUGCCCCACAAAGCCGAGUGAGGCAGCUGGAUCUUGGAGACAAUUACAAGAGAGGAGUGGGACUCCUGCCUGCUUUGGAAGCCCGCUGAUUGUACAACUCAUCAUUUGCAGCUGCUGGUUUUGGUUUCCACUUCAGUCGCUGUAAAAACACACGAUGGUACUUAAUCAAUUUUCUUUCUAAUUCUCCCAGAUUGGUGGCUUGGGACUUGGGAGAGGACCAAGAGAAGGGAGCGAGUCUUCCUCUAGGGCCCAUCGCCCUGGCUUUGGGGAACAAAGACCAGUGUCAAGGCUACAGAGAAUCCUCUCUUGCCAGUCCCCCAGGGAGUGCUGGAAUGGGGGACUUACGGGGAGGCAGAGGGUCAUUUUACAUAGGAUUAGGUCCCAGGUGGCUGCCGAUUUUUCAGCACAAGCACUACUGAAAUUCACGUGAAAAAGAACAAGCUGUGAAAUUGAGGUCCGGGUUUAAGAGGCCUGGAGCAGAGCCUGCCGCCCGUGGUGCCCGCAUGCGAGGAAGCGGGCCUGCCCCCGCGUGCAGCAGAGCACUGGCCCCAGCUGCGCCCCGGGGCCCACGCCGAGCCUCCCCCGGACUGCCGGCUAAUCUGAUGCAGGGCUGGAAGGAAGCUGUCGUUGCUGCUGGCACGGACUUCUCCGCGGCGCCUCCUCUCUGCUGGGCUUGUCACACGUCGUGUCUGUUCAGAUCCUGUGACCACGUGUGACCUGAGUGAGGUAGGAGGCCCAGUGGGGCAGGGGGUCCUGGCGGCAUGAAGAGGGUGGUUCGGUGCCGAGUCUCCGGAGGAGGGGCACGUGUUUGCAGUCACUUGUCCGGCUGGCUGAACCUGGCUUGAAACUGUGCAGUUACGUUGCAUCUACAGGAUUCCAGUUUUGUGUGUUUCCUUCUCUUUCUCCAUAUUUAUUUUUUUAUUUUUUGGAAGCGGUGCAAAUUUCAGGAGUGGCUGGGGACUAAGGAAGUAACUCUGGGUCCAUCGGUGUGAAGAAGCCUGUUGUGUUCUCCUCCCUCCCCUUGCACUGGUCAUCAGUAUUGUGUAAAGGGACUGAUACACUUGAGUGUGCAAGCAAUGAAUCCAUUUGACAUGCUGCUAUGAAGACUACUUUUAGAACAACAAAAAAAGGAAAAAACUAACCGACAAAAAAAAAAAAAAACCUUUAUUCUUUAAUUGUUGCUUUUACAGUGAUAUUGUGCAUGCAGACCAGGAGCAUUUUGUGUCUUAAGAAAAAUAAUCUUAGAACAGAUGGCUGUGAAAAUUACACCCGUGCACAGAACAAGUCACAGGAAUAAUAGUUCAGGAUUUGGUUUUUCUUUCUUGUAAAGCUGAAGGGUUGAUAUAUUCUUUCCAUGCAGUUAUUAGAAUUUAGUUUCGUUCCAACAGUUGUUAAACUUGCAAUGAAAAGAAAAUGUGCCAUUUUUUUCACACGGAAAUUUUCAUAGCUGUAUAUUUGAAACUGCUAAUUACACAAUGUGCGAUGUAUGUUGUUUUUUAGUGCAAUUUCUUCUGUAGCUAUUCUUUGACCAAACUGUGGGUAUUGUUGAUAUUAAUUUAUAUUUGUCUCAUUUUGUAUGUAUGUGUAGUGUGUUUGUAAGUGUGUGUGGUUUAUAAUCUGACAAGGUCAUGGAGCUCAGUUUGGCUGUAAUUUAAUUCCCCUUCCCUUAUUUUUAUUUAUUUUUGUA
Messenger RNA from Pteronotus mesoamericanus, 3798 nucleotides. RefSeq names its product cyclin dependent kinase 5 regulatory subunit 1 (gene CDK5R1). Gene Ontology annotation, biological process: axon guidance; brain development. Gene Ontology annotation, molecular function: protein kinase binding; cyclin-dependent protein serine/threonine kinase activator activity. Gene Ontology annotation, cellular component: growth cone; protein kinase 5 complex; cytoplasm. Bases 192 to 1115 code for a protein of 307 amino acids. The record is from RefSeq and is a predicted model, not a curated record. The transcript has 2 exons. Lineage: Eukaryota; Metazoa; Chordata; Mammalia; Chiroptera; Mormoopidae.